AUGCAACAUCUUAUCAUAACAUCAAAAUCAACAUUUGGUAUGGUUGCUCAAGGUUUAGCACGUAAGGGUGCCUGGAUAGUACGACAAGGUGCAUCACACGAAAUACAAACCGUUAAGUCAGAUCUUUGUGAAUGGGAAUCGACUAGUGAACCAGAAUAUCAAAUGAUGAGUUCACUUCAAGUCAAUGAUACUUGUUCCAAAAAUAGUGCAUCUUUACCAAGUAUUGGAGAGAGAACUGUUGUUUAG
Messenger RNA from Rotaria sp. Silwood2, 246 nucleotides. The record is from the annotation of a GenBank genome assembly. NCBI's taxonomy places the organism in Eukaryota, Metazoa, Rotifera, Eurotatoria, Philodinida, Philodinidae.